This is a messenger RNA of Tachyglossus aculeatus (Australian echidna), 1317 nucleotides long. It is a transcript of the gene OLFML1, whose product is annotated as olfactomedin like 1. Gene Ontology annotation, biological process: signal transduction. The coding region runs from base 41 to 1210 and encodes 389 amino acids. Lineage: Eukaryota; Metazoa; Chordata; Mammalia; Monotremata; Tachyglossidae. The record is from RefSeq and is a predicted model, not a curated record. The transcript is spliced from 3 exons.
GUUUUUGUUUUCUUUCUCCUCUGGCAGGUUUGGGAAGACUAUGGCCCUUCCAGGGCUUGGGUUCUGCUUUGUUCUGCUUUUGGCAAGUGUCAUUCCUCCAUCCCAGUACGCGCAAGACACGGCUCUGAUUCAGUACAUCAACAGACGCUUCCUGAUACUAGAGCAAGGCCUGGCGAAAUGUCACCAAGAUACACAGGAAUACAUCCAAGAAUUCCAAGAUUUCUCAAAGAAGGUGUCGUUUCUCCUAGGAAGGUGCGGCAUUUAUAAGACCGAGUAUAAAAAAGAACUGGACCAUUUAUUGUCCAGAGUCGAAAGGGCCCAUCGGGAGAUCGAAUACAUAGAAUCCACCAGAGAUUCACCGACGUGCAUAGAAGAGGAUGACAAGAUCGUGGCUCAACAGCUAAUUAAACAAGCAGAAGAAGAGCAAAGAGUCAAGCUCCUUCUUAAUGCAAGCUGUGACGUCAUGUUGGUAGGCGUUAAGUCCCUGAAGGUGGUGAAGAAGUCCGGAGAGCCACAAGGUUCGUGGCUGAAAGACCCCAGAGGUGACCACCAGAAGGUCUAUCUCCUUAGCGGCUCCGACAACAACACCGUCCUGGAAUUCCCCAAUAUGAGGGCAUUCAUGGAAAGCGGCCCCAAGCCAGCCUUCCGGAGGCUCGUGUUGCCCGUCUCCUGGCGAGGGACCGGCCACGCGGUCUACGGGGGCUUCCUCUUCUUCCUCAGCGACGGCCCCGUCAACGAGAUCGUCAAACUCAGCCUCCGGAAGCGGAGCGUGGUCGAUCGGAUGCUGCUCCCCUGGGCCGUCACCCUGGUCGACCUGGCCGUGGAUGAACACGGCCUCUGGGCCAUCCACGCCGAGCCAGACACGCGGGCGAACAUGGUCCUCACCAAGCUGGACCCCGAGAGCCUGUCGGCCGAGGGCAGCUGGAGCACGGGCUGCAGCAGCCGAGAGGUGGAGGCGGUCUUCCUGGUGUGCGGCGUCCUCUACACCGUUCAAGGCCCCAGGGCGGGGAAGCCUCGCCACGUGGGGUGCGUCUUCGACGUCCUGGGCUCGCCCGGCUCGCCCAACGCGGCGGGCCUGGUCUUUCCCGGCCGGUGGCCGGGCCGGGCCGUGAUCCACUACGACCCGCGUGAGAAGCAGCUCUUCGCCUGGCACGACGGCAGCCAGGUCGUCUACAGGCUCCUGAUGGGACCCAAAGCCCACGGAGGCUGAACCCGUCGUGUCUGAGGCGGCCGAUUCUUCCCCCCGUGGCCUGCUGUCGUGGGGUCAACCCAUUGUAGGGCCGGGGAGGAGUAAAAUAAAUACCAGUCAUGAAUAAA